AAUCUCUGUCAUUGGCACUGUGACGAAAGCUGGCACUGUGUCACGGGGCUUUUUGAUAUCAUCACUGACAAAAGGGUGACGUGGAUCUUGUAUCCUGUCCAGUGAGAGGGUGACAGUGACAACGAAAACAUCUCUAAGUGCCCCAGUCUACAAGAAAGUGCCAGCCAAGGCCACCAUGAGAGCGUUGGCACUGUCCAUCCUGGUAGUGACCCUAGCCCUGGGUCACGCCCUCCCUUACAGAAAAGGGUUCUCGCCGCUCCCGAACCCACUUCAGCUCUCGCAGGGUGUCCCGGGGCCCAAGGGCCCUCCUCUCGUGCCGAAGGAACAGGAGAGCUUGGAGGCUAGCGGAGAAGGCGACAGCGAAGACGACGACGAUCUCAAGGACGACCCCGAUUGGGUGCCCACGGCGGAGGACUACGAGGACGCUGCUGACGACGACGACGGCGACUAUUCGUAUGAGUAUUACGAAGACUAUAUCGUCGAACCGGAUUAUAAUGAAGAGGAAGAUGAACUCUGGUCUUCUGAUGACGAUCCCGAUUGGCUUCCUGAAGGUGUGAGCGAGGAAGACAGCCACAACGAUGACGAGGACGAACUUUGGUCGUCCGAUGAAGACCCUGAUUGGGAACCCGAAGAUCAUAGCAACGAAGAAAGUUCCGAGGAAGUGAGUCAGACCAGCGCAGAAGAUAAAAUUGGAAACCUCGACCAAGACCUCGUCCAGGAGCUCGCCGAGGCCAUGGUUAUGAGAGCAGAAGGACAGGGCACUCUCGAGGACAUGAUCAAGCUGAUCGUGAGCCUCAACCUGACGCGGGAGGAGGCCCUCGAAGCCUUGGACGGCCUCUACAAGAUCAUCGCGGAUGACCAAGCGCAAGGACAGAGUAAAGAACAGGAACCGCACCCCAAUGACUUAGACCAGACGCGUCCUGAGAUCCCCCGUCCGUCUCCCGAGAGCGAGUCCUUUAGCAAAAGACCCCUUCGUCAGUACAAGGGCCAAUACUCCCAGCAGCAGGACCAGUACCGACAGGCCGACCAGCUGGAUUUAGCGCACGGGGUGGAGCCUCUGUCGCCGGGGAGCCAAGGGAGGGUGGACGUCGGCCUUGGAGUGGAGCCAGUGGUGGAGGAGGAUGACGGGUAUUCCUUCGGCGAUUGGCUGGCUAACACCUGGGACGCGGCCUCGGACAAGGUAGAAGAUCUUGGAGACCGCGCCGAAGACACUUUCCGCGGUAUCGGACACUCGAUCUCUGGCGCGGUGGAGACGGCGGUCGACAAGGUUCAGGAAACAGCUCACGCGGCAGGUGAACACAUUGUCAGCACCUAUGAAAAAGCUAAGGAGAAACUGGCCAUCUUAAAGGAACGUUUGGCGGUCAUUUUCACCAAACUGGGAGUGACCAUCCAGGUCGGAGCCGAAUAUUGCUUCCAGAAACUCGCUCACGCCGUUGAUCAGGUUCGAAGCAACCAGGUCUUGGACAAAUUGGAGCAGGAACUCCAGAAGGGCAACGAGCAAGUGUCUAAAUUCUUCUCUGUCUUGGGUCAGAAGAUCACAGCUUGGAAGGCAGAGCACCCAGACACAGAUAUCGACGCUGGUUUAGUAAUCCACCAUGGCCAACAGGAAGGCCAGGGAGAUCAGCUGGGCUAUAAUGUGGACGAGACACAUGGCGAGCAAACAGUACCGGAGUUCUUCUGGGACCAGCAAGUGGUAGAUGAGCUGGAUAAGCUGGUGGAGCAAGGCACGUUGACCCAGGAUGAACUCCAGGUGUUCCCGCUACAACAGUCAACACAGGGCUACGCCAGAGAGCGCAGGGAGAGGAUGGUGAGGUCUUGGGUGGAUUCCCUGAGGCACUUCGCUUAAUAAGGCCACUUAAUGUAACACACAUAUAUAUAUACACACAUAUCCACCUACACAAGGAUAGAAGUCCACAGGGAUAGAUUCACGUAUACACACACUGUCCUACUCUUCUUUAUCUUUCUCAUCUAAACAUACACACAAACAGAUACACACACAAACACAUGUACACACGCACGCAUGCACGCACGUACGCACACACACACACACAAACA
This is a messenger RNA of Penaeus chinensis, 2055 nucleotides long. RefSeq lists its product as uncharacterized. The record is from RefSeq and is a predicted model, not a curated record. Lineage: Eukaryota; Metazoa; Arthropoda; Malacostraca; Decapoda; Penaeidae. The transcript is spliced from 12 exons. The coding region runs from base 176 to 1846 and encodes 556 amino acids.